AUGAUAGAAAGUGACAUCUCAUCUAUGAUGUCAGGAAUUCUGCAAAACUCAGGGCAAAGUCAUCACCCCUCUCCACAGGAGUACAGGCUCCUGGCCGCCACCACCGGUGAGGACGACCUUCCCGGGGACCUGCAGUCGCUGUCAUGGCUCACAGCUGUGGACGUGCCGCGGCUGCAGCAGAUGGCGAGUGGCCGCGUGGACCUGGGUGGCCCCAGUGCACCCCACCCACAUCCAGGUGCCUUGGCCAGGGCAGCCAGCCUGCAUGUGAGAGCCACCCCAGGUCCACUGCUCCACGGCCCGGCUGGCAUGGUCCCCCCAGGCAUGCUAGGCCUGGGCCCCAUAGCCAAUCACGGAGCCAACAUGAACCAGAUCCCUGGGGGGGGCCAGCCCUCUUCCAGCCUGCAGAACCAGCCACAGCUGUACUCGCCCGCCUCCCAAACGCAGUUAUCGCUGCCCCCAGGCACCCAGCAGCGCCCCCCUAUGGGCCUGUAUGGCUCCCCGUUUGGAGCACGGCCUCCCUACCCCCAGCCCCGCAUGGCUGUGCAUUCGUCUCGGGAAUUGCACCCCAAGCACUACCCCAAGCCCAUCUACUCAUACAGCUGUCUGAUUGCCAUGGCCUUGAAGAACAGUAAGACAGGCAGCCUGCCUGUGAGCGAGAUCUACACCUUCAUGAAGGAGCACUUUCCCUACUUCAAGACAGCUCCCGACGGCUGGAAGAACUCGGUGCGGCACAACCUGUCCCUGAACAAGUGCUUUGAGAAGGUGGAGAACAAGAUGAGUGGCUCCUCGAGGAAGGGCUGCCUGUGGGCCCUGAACCUGGCCCGCAUCGACAAGAUGGAGGAGGAGAUGUACAAGUGGAAAAGGAAGGACCUUGCCGCCAUCCACCGGAGCAUGGCCAACCCCGAGGAGCUGGACAAGCUGAUCUCGGACCGACCGGAGAGCUGCAGACGCCCUGGCAAACUGGGAGACCCCGAGGGCCCCGUGCUGACUCAUGCCACCACGGUGGCCAUGGCCCAUGGAUGCCUGGCUGUCUCCCAGCUUCCGCCCCAGCCACUGAUGACCCUGUCCCUGCAGUCCGGCCCCCUGCACCACCAGGUCCAGCCCCAGGCACAUCUCGCCCCAGACUCUCCCGCCCCGGCCCAGACCCCACCGCUGCACGCCCUGCCGGAACUGAGCCCCAGCCCCCUCCCCCACCCCGCCAUGGGAAGGGCGCCCGUGGACUUCAUCAACAUCAGCACCGACAUGAACCCUGAGGUGGAUGCCCUGGACCCCAGCAUCAUGGACUUCGCUCUGCAGGGGAACCUCUGGGAGGAGAUGAAGGAUGGGGGCUUCAGCCUGGACACGCUGGGGGCCUUCGGAGACUCCCCCCUCGGCUGUGAGCUGGGGGUCUCGGGCCUGACCCCCGUCUCCGGCGGCAGCGACCAGUCCUUCCCAGACCUGCAGGUGACGGGCCUGUAUGCUGCGUACUCGACCCCAGACAGCGUGGCCGCGUCGGCCACAACCUCGUCCUCCCAGUACCUGGGCAGCCCAGGGAACAAGCCCAUCGCCCUGCUUUGA
Lynx canadensis (Canada lynx) is the source of this 1557-nucleotide messenger RNA. It is a transcript of the gene FOXN4, whose product is annotated as forkhead box N4. The record is from RefSeq and is a predicted model, not a curated record. Gene Ontology annotation, cellular component: nucleus. The transcript is spliced from 9 exons. Gene Ontology annotation, biological process: regulation of DNA-templated transcription. The coding region runs from base 1 to 1557 and encodes 518 amino acids. Lineage: Eukaryota; Metazoa; Chordata; Mammalia; Carnivora; Felidae. Gene Ontology annotation, molecular function: cis-regulatory region sequence-specific DNA binding; DNA-binding transcription factor activity.